Messenger RNA from Phyllotreta striolata, 1075 nucleotides. The record is from the annotation of a GenBank genome assembly. NCBI's taxonomy places the organism in Eukaryota, Metazoa, Arthropoda, Insecta, Coleoptera, Chrysomelidae.
AUACAGAAACUACAAGUGAGCAUUCGUACGAAUAGCAAAGAAUGUACAUCAAAGUUUGGUCUUUGUUAAUUUUCAUUGCUGCGUGUUUGCAAAUCGUCAAAUGUAGAACAAACGGUAGUGAUAUAUGCAGACUACCAGAAGAUAGAGGUCGAUGCAGAGCAUUAAUUAAUAGGUGGAGAUACAAUAUGCGUACCGGUCAGUGUAAUCAAUUCAAAUUCGGUGGAUGUGGAGGCAAUGAAAAUAAUUUCGCCUCUAAAGAAAGUUGUUUAGAUGCGUGUGCAGGUACGUUAGAUAUUGAUAUUAGAGAUAUGUUACUCUAGUCAAAAAUGUAAAUAUGUAGAAUUCUUCAAGAUGAGCUUAAACUAUUUUUUAAUUCACCAUAAGUUUUGUGGAUUUAAAAUAAUUUAUGGUGAUGGUGAUGAUUUGUUCGAAUUAGAAAUUAUUAUUUUUUAACAAUUUUUAAGCUCCUUCCUUUUUAGUGAUGGUUUAAAUUUUCCUUUUUUACUUUAUAGCUUUAUCAUUAUUUCCAGUGAGCUAAAAAUAUGUUUAAUGUACCUAUAAUUUAAUAUUUUAGACUGUUAAGCCAAAUCUAAUUUUGAACAAUAUAGUUUACUUUUCUACAAAAUGUAUGCAAAUAUUUGCAAACAAUUAGUAAUAUGGGUAACAUUAAAUAUUGUGUAUUGUAAAUAGGUUAAAUCCAAUCCUACAAUAGGUAGGACCCACCAUUGUAACAAAAUGUAGAGCUAAAACAAACUAAGCUGAUAAAUUAUAUUUGAAUAGUAGCUAUUAAAGCCAAAUAGGUGCAAUAAUUAUUUUAAUUAUGUUAUUAUACAUAGUAUUAUACUAAUUUAAUGUGCCUAUGUGUUUAAUUUUUUCAUUUUUUUCUACCGAAGUGAUUGGUUAAAGAAGAAGCAAAUGUAUGAAUUAAAUGACACCUACUUAUUAUUUUUUUGCAGGUAUAUAGCAUAAAACCAGUUACUUAUAGAUUUUAGAUAAGUGUAAACCCGCACUAAUUUGAAGUUGCUGAAAUUUACCUAAAAGUAUUAUUUUCUUGUAAUGUUUUUAAAAGUUUUUG